AGUGAAGUGAAUAACAGUGAUUAAGUGAUGAUGUGAAUUUAUACUUAAAGUAUAGUUUUGAACUUGGUAAAUUGUGAUAAUUAUUGACUCUUUAAUUUCGUGCUGAAAUGGACUUUAUUGACUCAGAAAAGCUAAAAAAUUUAGCGAAAAAAUUACAAGAGACGGAGAACACUAACAAGAUAAUGUGAGUCAUAUUGAGGCAAGCUAAAGACAUCAAUUUAAAAAAUUUCCAUCAUCGAUUUGCAACAAUGGUGGAUUGAUGUAAAAUAUGAGGAAGAAAAAUGUUUACAUAUUAAAUCAACAAAUGAAAAAAUAUAAUAAAAACAUGGCAGAUAAUUUGGCUACAUCAAAAACACAUCAAAUUCAAAUGUCUACAAUUAGCAUGUUAUUUAAAAAUAACAUUAAAUCCUAACGAGAUAUAUCAAGAAGUGAUUAGAAUAAGGGAAGAAAAAAGCUCUAUUUUAGUGGAUAUAAUUGAGCUUUUUUUUUAAAAAAAUAAAAUAAAAAUAGUAGAGAAAGAUUAUUGUAAUAUUGGAGUCAAUAUAAAUCAUCAUGUUCGGGACAAAAUUACGCACGUGGAUGGAGGCGCAUAUUGUGCGACCGAAAAAGAAAAAAGAUAGAAAAAAAUCGGAUAAAGGAGGUUUUGAUUCAAAUUGUAAUUCACCUGGUAGUCAUAGUGCAAAUCGAUCACCUGGACUUCAUCAGGUAUAUCCACUGGAUUCAACAGCAAAAAAUGUUGAUACAAUUAUACUCAGUGAAUCUUCAUUAAAAUAUACGAAUGGUAAUACAAACACAUCAACUGCAACAUCAGGUGGUACAGGCAGUGUCAAUUUAUCCUCUCCUGAAAGUGCAUAUAGCACUGGCUACUCAACAGACGGUACAUCACCUGGUGCUAGUUAUCCACCAGAGUAUUACAUAAACAUUAGAACUGGAACCCAUUAUUUUCAAAGUAAUAAAACAAGAACAACAACUAAUAAAAGACCAGGUCUAGCUGAUUCUGGUGUAGCAAAUGUUACAGAAAAUAAAAAACUCAAUGAUGACUCACCCAAAGUGAACGUCAAUACUAUCAUGACAAAAGAAAAACAAUUACUUCAUGAAUUACGAACAAAUAUACCAUUCAAGAAUGGAGAAAUAGUUGGAAUAAAACAAGUACAAUCAAAACAACCACAGUAUUAUAAAAAUAUUCAACCUCAUAAAAAUGAGGUUCAACAACACAACAAAAUAAUUGAUAGUUAUUCAUCAGUAAAUUUAACAAUGCGUAAUAGUUUACCAGUAAGUUUUUCAACACCACAGCCAAUAAUUUCAACGUCUAUGAUACAAUCACCAAGACAACGUUCCCGCAUACGAACAAAUCCAUGGCUAUCAGCCAAUUCUUCGAGUUCAAGUACAACUGGAGGUUGUGGAAGUGGUGAUAAUGAUGCUGGUAUUAUCAAAUCUCAUCUUAAAUAUAAUGAUAUCACUGGCAGUACAAGUGAUUUGAACCUUUACAAUCAUAUAAAUGGAAAUACUAGAAGAGAUUAUCGACAAGAUAGUCUCAGUGUUGGAAGAAGUCCUAUAAAUCAAAGUUGGCGAAUGUCACCGAGAAUUGAAGCAAGAUCCAAUCGUCCUAUGACAGUUUUAAGACGUAGCAAUAGUAGCAGCAGUAACAGUAGCAGCAGUACAAAUAACAGCAGUAGCAGUUCAUCUGUAUCAUCAAUAACCCAGAGUAUAAGAUCAUCAGAGGAUGACAUAACUCUAAAUGAAAUGAUGGGUAAAUUUGAUGAAAGUUAUGUUUAUGAAAAAGAAACAGAUAUUUUAUCUGACAGUGAUCCAACUGAUUGUGAGGAUUAUGUUAAUCAUUCACCUUCUGAUGUUGAUACUGGCCAAGAUGGUGGUGAUGAAAAUGAUCAAUUUGAAAAUGACGAUGACGACGAUGAUGAUUUUGAUUACAUUGAUAAUGGAAGUUUCAUUGAUUUAAAUAAUAUUGAUGGAGCUUUUCCAAAUACUGGACACUGUACUUAUUUUACAUUUACCAGUGAAUUAACAAGAAGAAGCACAAGAUUAAGAGAAUCUAUUCUUAAAAGAAGAUGUAAAGAUGAUAUUCAACAAAGAAUAAUAAAUACACGAAGCAAUACUAAACGUUCAAGUAUGAGAUACAAAAAACAAGAUGAUAAAAUAUCAAUUGAUAAAAAUAAAAAACGUCAAUCACAAAGAAAAAAACAAAUAAAUGAUAAAUGUAAUGAUGUAACAGCAAAUUUAAAUCGUGUAUUAGUUGAACGUAUGUUAUUAAAAAAUUCAGGUUUUAAUCAAGGUAGUCGUAGUGUUGGUGGAACACCAAUAUGUUUACGAAGAAGAAAACAAAAUGAUAUUAAUGAAAAUAUAUCAAUGAUUCAUCAAAAUUCAGAUCCACGUAAUUUUAUUAAUCCAAAUAUUAUUGAUAAUGAAAUAUUAAAACGUCGAUCAAAUUCAAUAAGUUAUGUUAAUGAUAAUUUAGUUGAAAAAAAUGGUAUUAAAAAUUCAUACAUGACAACAUUUGCAUCUGAAAUUGCAUUAAUUGAAGCUGAUAAAGAAGCUGAUCGUAAAUAUCGUGAAUUAAUUAAUGAAGCUGAAAAUAUAUUAAUUAAUAUGAAAAAUAAUACAUCAAUUGUUAUUCCAUCACCAAUAAGACGUAUACAUAAUGGUUUAGCAAAUAAACGUGUUGAAUUAAUUAAAAAUGCUGAAUUAAAUAUUGAAUUUGCAUUAUCUAAAAGUAGAAAUUCACAGCCUGAAUUACAAUGUGGUAAUAUUAAAGAUUUAGAACAUACAAGUCCAAAAAGAUUUAUUGAUAAAACAAAUCAAUAUUAUUUACAAAAUAAUCAUUUAACUGAUAAAAAUAUAAAUGGAAUAAUUUUAAAAGAUAAUGGAAAUUAUAAAAAUGAUAUUAAAUGUCCAGAUUCACCAAUAAUGUCAAGAAAAACACCUCAAGUAUCACCGAGUCGUAAUUUAUUACAAAAUAAAUUUAUGCUUGAAGAUCGUGAAAGAUCAAGAACAAGAAUUAUUCAGUCAAAUGAAUUUAGAUCAUUUAGUCAAGAAAGAAAUAUACAGGAUAAUUUUAAUGCUCAAAAUUUAAUUAUAAAAAAAGAUGUUAUAAGAAUUAAAGAUGAUAUUCCAACUUCAAGCUCAUCUGAUUCAGAUGAUCGUUAUGAUCAACGAGGCAAAAAUUCACUAAUGACAUUUAGAUCAAUUGACAUGAGACCAAUUAAAGAAAGCACGUAUUAUUGUCCACAAAGUGAACCAGUUAAACGUAAAGUUUAUGCUGGUAGUUCGACUUAUGGAAGAAUUCAAAAAACACUUGGUGAAAAACAUGUUAUAUUACGUAGUUCUGAUGGUGAUACUGCGACUGAUGAUACUGAUGAUUCAAGAAGAUCGCUGAAGGAAAAAGUUGCACAAUUACGACAAGAAAGAAUUGAAGCAAAUGCAAAUUUAAAUUUUCAAGAUAGUCAAAUUUAUCAAAAUCAUUUAACUCAAUUGCGACGUCAAAUGUUGAUGCAUACAAUUGAAGGACUUAAACGUAGUCUUGAGGAUCAAUCAGCUACGCUUAAACAGACUUGUCUAAAAGAAACUAUUAUGCAUGAUUAAAUGCCUUGAGUGCUUUUUUUCAUCUUUCAAAUUCAAUGAAUAAAUUGAAUUGGGAAGAAAAAAAAUUAAACAACAGGGAAGCAAUACGACAAAAUAAAUAAGACUCAAAAAAAAGGAAAGUAAUAUUUUUCCGCCAGAUAAUUUUUUCAUCUAACAAAAAAAACAAAAAAAAAUAACCACAUAAAUCUGCCUUUUUUUUCUCUCAAUUUUUUAACAAUUACCUAAAUAUUUUUCUGUCUAUUUUUGAAUAUAUUUAAGAAACAAAAAAGAACUUUUCUACAAAAUAUUUUUUCUUUUUUCAUUAUUAAAUUAUCACGUAAUUAAAAGGUGCAUAAAUUAGAUGAGAAAAUAUAAAUAAUAAAUAAUAAUGGGCCUGAAAAAACAAAGUAGUUUGAACGAUAAGAAAAUUAAAAUUAAUAAUCACCGUUAUAUUAGGUGUGCAUUUAGUGAAUAAUAAAUUUUUGCUAAAAAAUAUAAUAAUAAUUUGAAUACAUAUAUAUAUUGGUAGAAAAGGCAUUGCUCCAGAUAAUAUGGCCCGUUGAUAUUCUUGCAAGUUGCAUAUAAUUAAAACAAUGUGACACAUGUUGAAGAUGAAAUAAUAAUCCAGAAUGAAUGACUGGAUUUUUAUUUGUUAUCUUUGUUGAAGGGAGUGACCGAGAUUUUUCCUUACAAUAGAAAUUCAUGGAAUAGAAAAAAUUAUUAUUAUUUAUAAACAUUUGUUUUUCAUUAGUUUAUUGAACAUUGUUCUUGUUUUUUUAUCUCUAAAUUCAUUUAAACAAAUUUUAGUAUUUCUAUUAAAUUUAUUAUUUAUAGAAAAAUUAUAUAGAUACAGUUGAAAAGAAAAAAAGAAUGUAAACUUUAACAUUUUUCUAAUGGCAAAAUAGAUGUAGUAUUUUUUUCGAAAUGUUAAUUUAACAUUGAAAUUUAAAAAUUUAAUAUUUACAUUUUUUCUUCUAACUGUAUAGUCAAUUUUUUUUUGUGAUAUAAAAAAUAAUAUUAAUUAUAAAAUGAAUUUAUCUAAACUCAAUUUACGUUUUUUUAAUUAAUUUGUAUUUAAUAAAAUACAAAAAUAAUAAAUGAUAAUAGUUAAUUAUAAAAUUUAGAAUUAAAAAUAAAAUAAAUUUAUAAUUAUUUAAUAAAAAUCUCGGUUAUUAUAUUAUUAGUUAAAAAUUACUUGAAUAAUAGUUGAAAAAAAAAAGAAGAAACGAAUUCAUUAAUUUCGUUAUUUUAUUUUGAGAAUAGACUGAUAGAAUUAUAAUUAAAUUCGAAAAUAGUUAAAAAUUAAAAGAAACUAGUCGUAGAUGUUUUUAGAUUAAUUUUUAUUUUGUAGAAAAAAAAUUUUUUUAAAUAUAGCUAUUAUAAUCGUGCAUGUUGAUUAUUAAUUUAUUGUAGAAACUAAAAAUUAUGUAGGGAAAAUUUUUCGGCCGGUUGAUUGAGCUUUUAUUAUAAUAAAAAUAACAACAAUUGACAAGAUAUCCAUAUUUAUUCAGAUAAAAAGCUAUUAAAUAAAUAAAAUAUUUAAAAGUUAAUAUAAGCUAAAAUUAAAUAAACAACUUGUCAUUAUUUGACAGUAAAUUUUUUUUAAAUAUCAUUAAUAAUGAGACUAAUUUUUAUUCAAAAAAAAAAGCACAAAAACAAUUUAAGAAAACAAAAAAAAAA
Molecule: messenger RNA, 5256 nt
Organism: Aphidius gifuensis
Lineage: Eukaryota; Metazoa; Arthropoda; Insecta; Hymenoptera; Braconidae
Product: rho GTPase-activating protein gacZ
Exons: 9
Coding region: 553-3597 (1014 amino acids)
Source: RefSeq, a predicted model, not a curated record